AUGGCAAUCAUUUCACUGGCGAUCUUCGGCUAUAUAUCGGCCGCACCGGUCGAUGGCACCCAACCCGACGCCGUGGACAUCGCGGCUGCACCGCUAGACCUCUUGGGCUGCGGUAAAGCCUUGUAUUCGUGCAAAUCGUCGGGAUUUCGGCCGAAAUGCAUACGUUUUGAGCAGUUUUGCGAUGGAGUGACUGAUUGUAAGGACGGGGAGGACGAGGAGAACCAACUGUGCGUUUUGGCCGCCAUCGGGAACCAUACCAUCGCCGGUAACGGCACCGAUGGUAACAGUUCCGCACCGGCUGUUGAGGAUAUGUCGCCGCCCAGAUUACAGGCCGAGAAACUGGUUGUCCGCCUGUUAAAGGCCCUCACUGGUGGUCAACAGUAUAUCCAUAAUAAUGGUCAACAACAACAGGGCCAGCAACAGGGACAACAACAGGAUUAUUAUGAAGUGAAAAACUCGCGAGACUUUACGGGUAAAGUAGUUUUGGUGACCGGUUCCCAGUCGGGCAUCGGUGAGGGUAUUGUCAAACUGUUCGCUAUAUUAGGCGCACAUGUGGUGAUCACCGGCAGGAAAGAGACAGAGAUUAUGAAAGUGGCUCAAGAAGUGCAACGGUUAUCACCCAAUGGAUUAAUGCCGUUAUCAAUGGUAGCCGAUGUGACCAAAGCGGACGACUUGACCAAAAUUGUUGACAAAACAAUCAAAACGUACGGAAAGUUAGAUGUGUUGGUAAAUAACGCGGGCAUCGGUUCCCUGACAGACAUCCGGGACCGCGAUUUCAUUACCGCUUUUGACAGAGUGUUUAGCAUUAAUGUGCGCUCAGGUCUGCAACUCAUACAACUGGCCGUCCCAUACCUGGAGCUCACAAAUGGCACUAUUAUUAGCACCUCUAGUAUCGCCGCCUUUAGACCUGGUAAAUCUCCCCUACCGUACGGCGCCUCCAAAGCAACACUUGAUUAUAUAACCAAAUCAUUGGCCGUUGAAUUGGGUCCCAGGAUUAGAGUUAACGCUAUAAACCCGGGUUACAUACUGUCGGAUGAGUUUAGGGAUGUUAUUAGUGCUGAUAGAUUAUCAAAAGUGACCAUGGCCACUCCACUUAAACGUAUUGGACAGCCGUUAGAUGUGGCCAAAGCCGUAGCAUUUCUGGCCUCAACUGACGCCCAGUUUAUAACCGGCGUUAAUCUGGUCAUCGAUGGCGGCAUUUUGUAUACUUAA
Molecule: messenger RNA, 1212 nt
Organism: Medioppia subpectinata
Lineage: Eukaryota; Metazoa; Arthropoda; Arachnida; Sarcoptiformes; Oppiidae
Source: the annotation of a GenBank genome assembly